AAACACUCGAACAACCCCUCUCGUUUCUGCAAUUCUUCUGCAUUCACCUCUUCUUCUUUCUAUAACAAAGACUUUUUAGCUACUCAGAUCUUUGUCUACUUACAAUCCAAUUUAGGGUUUCCAUUUUUCUUCUCUUCAAUCAAAUACCUUAAUUAUUCUGCUAAGCUUUCAUUAAUGGCGAAAGGAAAGUACUCUCGAGCUCCUGUUCGAAAAUCGUCAACGCCAUCCUCAACUCUCAUUUUCGCAUUACUUCUGUUUUUCACUUUUCUUGUCUUAAUCCUUCUUGCUCUUGGAAUUGUUUCUAUUCCUACUUCUAAUCCUUCUUCAAAUCAUCAAGUUCAUGAUCUUAACUCCAUUGUCCAUAGUACUGUUCACAGGGUUGAAGUCAGUAAAGAAAGAGGUGAUCAGUGGGUUGAAUUUUUGUCUUGGGAGCCUAGAGCUUUUGUUUAUCAUAAUUUCUUGUCUAAGGAUGAAUGCGAGUACCUCAUCAAACUUGCCUCACCUCACAUGGAAAAGUCACAAGUUGUUGAUGAGAAAACUGGGCGGAGUAAAGACAGCAGGGUACGUACUAGUUCAGGAACAUUCCUUCCAAGAGGACGGGAUAAGAUCGUCCGGGCAAUUGAACAGAGGAUUGCAGAUUUCACUUUUCUUCCAGUAGAGCAUGGUGAAGGUCUUCAAGUUCUUCACUACGAAGUUGGACAAAAGUACGAGCCUCACUUUGACUAUUUCUUGGAAGAGUACAGCACUGCUAAUGGCGGUCAGAGGAUAGCUACAGUUCUAAUGUACCUCUCUGACGUUGAAGAAGGUGGCGAAACAGUCUUUCCUUCUGCAAAAGGAAAUAUUAGUGAUGUACCUUACUGGAAUGAGUUAUCUAAAUGUGGUAAGGAAGGUCUUUCGGUCAAACCAAAGAUGGGUGACGCCUUAUUGUUCUGGAGCAUGAAGCCUGAUGCCUCACUGGACCCAUCAAGUUUGCAUGGUGGUUGCCCUGUUAUUAGAGGAGACAAGUGGUCAGCCACUAAAUGGAUUCGUGUCCAUGAGUACCAUGCUUGAAGAUUCAAUGGUUUUGCUCAAGGUCAAGUUCAUCGACAUUGACAUACUUUCUGUAUCCUGUGUAACGAAAAAACCGAUAGAUUGUUAGUAGAGCUGAAAUCAUGAGAAGCCAACUUUACCAUUCAAAGGAACCUUAAAAUUUUGUUUAUUGACUUGAUUUUACACUGUAAUUUUAUGGUAUCUAUAUAUGUAUUAAUUAGCUUAUGCCUUAUACACAUUGAGACUUGAAUACAUCUUGAAUCAUAGAACUAAUAUUCCUAUAAAUUGUACUGGGAGACUUGAUGUGCCUCAAGUCUUGAACCAUAUGUUCAUACUUCAUUGCCUUUAUGCUGUCA
This is a messenger RNA of Amaranthus tricolor (Joseph's coat), 1385 nucleotides long. Its product is annotated as probable prolyl 4-hydroxylase 10. Gene Ontology annotation, cellular component: endoplasmic reticulum. The record is from RefSeq and is a predicted model, not a curated record. NCBI's taxonomy places the organism in Eukaryota, Viridiplantae, Streptophyta, Magnoliopsida, Caryophyllales, Amaranthaceae. Gene Ontology annotation, biological process: peptidyl-proline hydroxylation to 4-hydroxy-L-proline. The transcript has 8 exons. The coding region runs from base 175 to 1050 and encodes 291 amino acids. Gene Ontology annotation, molecular function: procollagen-proline 4-dioxygenase activity; iron ion binding; L-ascorbic acid binding.